GAUUCGUUUCCUAAGUUACUAAGUGCUUUCAGUUUCGACAAAAUAUUUUUUUACAAAAAGUAAAUAGUGUAGUGUAGAUGUAACAUACAAAAUCAAAAUAAAUGUACGUUUAAAAAUAAUGGAAAGUAUAAAAGAUGACGCGAUACAUAACACUGCUAUGAAACUAGCAGAGGAAUUAAAAAAUCUUUCUAUAUAUAAAUCGAUUUAUAGUGAUGUUCAGAAAUUAGUUUCCUCACCAAAUGUAAACAAAGAAGAUUUUAAACAAAGUUUACAACAGGCUAUGAAAGAAAAGGGCUUAGACACAAAGCUAAGGAACACCGUCUUUCAUUGGGUUAGAACACAGGGUAAACAAAGUAAGUUAGAUCCGUUAACGUCGUUGUCAAAAGCAAGUCUGCAAUGGGAGAAACGAAUACACAAGUCGCUUAAUUCAAUGUGUUCAGAUCUUGAGACAUCACUAGCAAAAAUACGAUCUCAGAGCGAACAAGAAGAACUUACGGAGAAAUGGAAUGAACUUAGCACUUACAGUUUAGAUUUAUCAAAAUAUAGACCAGUUUACGCGCCAAAAGACUUUUUAGACGUUUUACUGACUUUAUCAGGUUACGUUCCGUUUACAAGAGAAGACGAACCGAAAUGGGAAUUCUCACAUCUACCUCUACAAGUAAAAAAUUUGGAGCAAUUGAGAAAAAUCUACGUGGAGUGGUGUAAUGGUGAACCGUUACUGGGAGUGAAUCCUAAUAUGCCCAGCACUGUGCCCGGUUUCGCCACUCUAGAGGCCGAACGCAUCGGUCUAGGAGAGAGAGUCUCUGCUCUGGGAUACGCUCCUGUCAUACAGGAGUUCCUGAAGAAGGGAAGCCCACAGUGUUUGCGAGCGAGACUCUGGUCUCAGGUUUUGGGGGCGGAAGUUAAACAGCAGCAAAUAGCGUACUUCAAUCAGUUACAGAAGAGCGUUUUGGAAGUCGACUUGAUGAUCGACAAGCUUAUAUUUAAGGAUGUUCAAUUAACCGCCUCGAAUGAUGACCAGUACUUCGUGUUCGAAGACUUACUUUAUCAGGUGAUGUUGUGUUUCUCUCGCGACGGGGAGGUGUUGUCCCGCGCUCGCUCGACCGCGUUGACGGUACCGGUGCGGGGUCGGAACGAGAGGACCGCCUUCCCGCCCAGCGGAGUGGUGCCAUUCCAUGGCUUCACCAUGUACGCGACGCCAUUUUGUUAUCUUUACGACGACCCGGUCCAACUCUACUACAUAUUUCGCGCCUUUUAUAUUCGUUACUGGCACAGACUGCACUACAUUUCAACGCAUCCACAGGGUAUAGUCUCAUUAUGUCUUCUUUACGAGAGGUUACUGGAGGCUCACGAACCUUUGCUGUGGAUACAUUUCCGCAACAUUAAUAUAAAUCCCAUCCGAGUUGUGUUUAAAUGGAUAAUGCGAGCUUUCAGCGGACAUCUGCCGCCGGACCAACUCUUACUUCUCUGGGACUCGAUACUCGGAUACGAUUGUUUGGAAAUUUUACCUCUAUUAGCUGUAGCCAUAUUGAGUUUCAGAAAGGAAAAUAUUUUUCAGGUAAACACGUUACAAAAUGUCGAUGCUGUGCUAGCGGACCUGUCGACCAUAUCGGUCGUACCUUUAUUACAAUUGGCUUUGAUGAAGUCGUAAAUUAAAAUUUUGUCAUAAUUUUUUUUUAAAUUGUGUUCAGAAACGAGUUAUAUACUCUAUAUAAUAAUUUUGGUAAAUGACAUUUUUCGUUUUAGAACUGUCAAUUGUUGAUAAAAACAUUUAGUAGAAACACGUACGAUAGACGAGCCAACUGCAAUGACUUUAAUAGAUUUAAUGUUUUCUCAAAGUGUAAAUAAAACUAUAUGUUUAUAAUGUUAGUGAAUUCAUUUUUAAUGUUAACGAAUUGAUAUUUAUCGUAAAGAUCAAAUUAUGUCGAUGCGUGUGUCCCCACUCACCGUUAUAUAGAUGUAUUGUUUUGUAUAGAGUUUUAUAGCAUUUUUUUGGUUUUGUAAACGAAUUUAUAGUAAUAAAACACGCAUGUUAUGUUCAA
Danaus plexippus (monarch butterfly) is the source of this 2042-nucleotide messenger RNA. Its product is annotated as TBC1 domain family member 19. NCBI's taxonomy places the organism in Eukaryota, Metazoa, Arthropoda, Insecta, Lepidoptera, Nymphalidae. The record is from RefSeq and is a predicted model, not a curated record. The transcript is spliced from 11 exons. The coding region runs from base 119 to 1651 and encodes 510 amino acids.